CUCGAAUGCAUUUCUCUCAUUGCCGUCCUUGUUGAUGGCCUCCGCCUCAUGUCGAGUGAACUGUCUAAUGCCCUCAAUCCUAAUGUUGUCACCACACGCCGCCCACGGCCCACUCCCAAUGGUGCGGAGAACGCCGCUCCAGUCGUCGAGCAACCACUUCCGCCACCGAGGCCGUUCGUUCCGCAUCGCAGUGAGCUAGAGCUCGCCAUUUCUGAACCGCCUCCACGAUCGGUCGCUGUACCGGCUCGUAAUUCAGGUGCCUCGACCUCUCGUCAAGCUACCGCGGUUCAAGAACUGCUUCGGGUCCUGUCAAGCUCAAAGGAGGCUGCUGAACUUGAGAGGAAGCGAAGACAAGCAUGGGAGGAGGAGCAAGAAGCGAGAUUCAUCCAGCGGCAGGCAGAGAUGGAGCGACAAAUGCUGGAGAUGCGUCAAGAGUUGUCUCAGCUGAAGAGUCACACCCUUGUUCAGUCGCCUGGUCCAAGCCCUGUUGGGGCAUCGCCUACUACAGCGAAUUCCGUACCAAUUGGAGACGGGAAUACUGUCUCUCCAGUACCGGUCCUGGCUCCUGCGUUCUAUUCGGCAUCCCUUCCACAUGCUUCACCGAUGGCACAAACGACCGUAUCCCCUGCUGGACUACCGUCGAUACACCAUCUACCCACGCUCUUGACACCACCUGCAGAGUCACCCCAUGUUGUUGCCCCUGCUAUGCAUGCGCAAGCCAUACCUCGGUCAGAAGCAAACUCGACUGCCAGUAGCCCACGGCCAGACCUUCGCUCUCCAUCUCUGUCGAAUGCUCUGAUCACGCCUGAACAUACACCGAGAUUGUUGGCCGUCCAGCCCAGGCCGCUAUCUGCUAGUGCAGCGUCGCGUCACACCCCCGCAUUUGUGGAGGGAUCGUCAUCUCAGCCGUAUGAUACUCCUAGCUAUUCCCCCAUUACAACCUUCAUCGACGGUGGGAAUGCAGGAUAUGCAUCUCCAGCGCCAGCUCAUGACUCGCUGAGCCCUCCGUUGGAGAGGAGGGAAUCCGUGACAUCCCCUUCAUCAGCGCUAGGGAAGAGGCGCACUCUUCACUAUUCGAGCAGUGAAGAUAGCGACGACUCAGCUGACGAGGAUGCUCGCGGGUCGAGCAGUGGUCAGCCACGAAAGCGAGUGAAUGGCCACGACAAGCGUUGCUUGACUAUCCAACACGCAAUGCGCGCACAUAUUUUACGACUUAUGCAAGUGCCCGAUGACAAGAACCUGCCUGACAGUCAUGUUGAAGGUGAACCUCUGUCGACGGACGAGCCUGUCCGCUUCAUAUGGGAGAAGACCUCGAAGCAAUCUUCGCAUAACGCUGCAAUGAAGAGACGCAUCAUAGUUGACCUCCAGGCAAAACGUGCGAAGUAUAAGCGAGUCCCAGAGAAGGAAUUUUCUCGCAAGAGCCUGGAGAGUGUGUUUGACCAAGCGUUCACGACGAUGCGCCAGAAGUUCAGAGCGCAGCGGGAUACUACAGCUGCGUUGCAACUGAAACGGCGCGAGGAUCAGAAGUCUCUGAAGGCCAGAAGAUCCGGCAGGAAGAAACUGAAACUGGCUAAUCGCGUCGGGUCGCGCAAAAGACUGGAAGUCUUCUCACACCCGGCAUUCGACGGUGCCUUACAGCAGGACUGUAUGUCGUCGGAGGAAUCAUGCGACGACGACGACGGACUUCAAACGAAACACAAAGUACUGCGGAUCCGCGGCCUUCCGUGGAGAAGCCUUCGUCUGCAGCGUUUUUAUGCACUGCUGGACGAGGAAGACCAGGCGGACAAGAGUAGCAAACCUAAGCGCGGGAUUGGACGCAAGGAGCGUCACGUAGGCCCGGACAAGGACCCCCACAUCUUACCGCCCAUGGGUGUCUCGAGGUGGAUGAUUAGCAAACGUUGGAUUCGGCACCUGCAGUGUACGCGCGCCGACCUCGCACAGGCGGUUAUGACUGUCGUCAGCGUGUCUGACGGAGUCGACUGGAACGAGUGUGCCAUCUUGGGCGCCGAAAGCGAUGAUGACGCCGACUUGCAGGAUGUGCUACGUUUAGACCGACAUAUACCUGUCUCGGAGACGAGUUCGCUGCAGCACGCUCUUACCCCUUCGUCGUAAAGCCCAAUUACUGAACGUUCGAACACUGUCUGCUUUCGGUUGCAAUGCUCUGCGCUGUGGAUUAUACUACUCAUGUAUUUCAUCGCAUUGUUGACAUUCAUGUUGGGGUCAUAUUGUUGCGACACGCACGUACAUACUUACUGGCAAUACGCGAGUGAUUGCAGAUGUUGAAA
Fomitopsis serialis is the source of this 2285-nucleotide messenger RNA. RefSeq lists its product as uncharacterized. The record is from RefSeq and is a predicted model, not a curated record. The transcript is spliced from 4 exons. The coding region runs from base 49 to 2112 and encodes 687 amino acids. Lineage: Eukaryota; Fungi; Basidiomycota; Agaricomycetes; Polyporales; Fomitopsidaceae.